AACCCAAGGUUUCUGGGGAAACCAAAGGCCAGAAUCCUCACAAGAUGAAAAAAGACAAAGAGAUCUUAAAACCUUACAAAUUGUCUCAUCAGAUUCUGAGUUUGACAGGGAUAAAUUUCACUAGGCAGACAGUCAUUGGAUUUACUGAACUAACAUUAAUCCCAUCUAAGGACAGCAUCCGAUACAUCUGGUUGAACUGUAAACAAUGUUGUGUGUAUCGUGUGACUCUGAAUGACACUCUUGAAGUACAGUUCCAGUACUCUGAUCCACUUCUUGAAGUAUGCCAGCAAGAUUCCAAACAGAGGAAUCUUGAGUACCUCAACAAAUCCCAGCUAACAGGGGUUACUGCAGUAGACCCAGAGAUAGGUCGAGGAGAACUUGUUAUAACAGUUCCCUUAGAAGCUCAGAAUAUGAUCCAGGAAGGGAAACCUUUACGUGUUGGAGUUGAAUUUUCCCUGGAAAAACCUCAGUCAGGUUUGCAUUUUGUGGUGCCUAACACAGAAGGAACAUUAGUUGAGAAAGGGGCACAUAUGUUCACAUAUGGCAAUGAAAAUAGUGCUCGAUUAUGGUUUCCCUGUAUUGAUACUUGGAGUGAAGUAUGCACUUGGAGACUGGAGUUCACAGUUGAUGAGUUUAUGACAGCUGUAAGCUGUGGUGACCUCUUAGAGGUUGUCUACACACAGGAUAUGAGACGGAAAACUUUCACUACUAUCUUUCAACCCCAACAUGUGCCCCAAAUAUUGCUCUUGUUGUUGGGUAAAUGA
Molecule: messenger RNA, 764 nt
Organism: Penaeus monodon (black tiger shrimp)
Lineage: Eukaryota; Metazoa; Arthropoda; Malacostraca; Decapoda; Penaeidae
Product: transcription initiation factor TFIID subunit 2-like
Exons: 5
Coding region: 45-764 (239 amino acids)
Biological process (GO): transcription initiation at RNA polymerase II promoter
Cellular component (GO): transcription factor TFIID complex
Molecular function (GO): transcription cis-regulatory region binding; chromatin binding; RNA polymerase II general transcription initiation factor activity
Source: RefSeq, a predicted model, not a curated record